Medicago truncatula (barrel medic) is the source of this 1101-nucleotide messenger RNA. Its product is annotated as probable C-terminal domain small phosphatase. The record is from RefSeq and is a predicted model, not a curated record. Lineage: Eukaryota; Viridiplantae; Streptophyta; Magnoliopsida; Fabales; Fabaceae. Bases 107 to 991 code for a protein of 294 amino acids. Gene Ontology annotation, molecular function: phosphatase activity. The transcript has a single exon.
ACAUUUAAAUUCACCCUCACCUCACAAAAAACCCAAACAACGCAAUCUUUCUUUCUUUUUUCUCUUCAUUUUUUGAUAUUCAAGAUUUGAAAUCGAAAUUCAAAAAAUGGUUUCAAAGACAAAGAAGAAAGCCUCAACCAAAUCAAUCAAAGACAUUAACCGCCGCCGUUGGCGUCGAAAAACUCCGAUAAAGAACGUCGUCGCAGCUUCCUCCGCCGUUCUUUCUUCCAUCCACCGCCGCAUUUCAAAGCUUCUCACCAAACUGGGACUCACUCGUCUCAGUUCUUCAAAUCGGAAACGAAACAGCUACAAAAUCCUCAAGAAAUCAGCACAUUUCAACUUUCAACAACAAGACACCGUUUGCAAAACCCUGCUUUUCGAAGAUAGCGUCGAAAAUUCUCUUCUUCCACCUUCAAUAUCAAAUCGGAAAACCAUUUUUCUUGAUUUAGAUGAAACUUUGGUUCAUUCAAAAACUUCACCACCGCCGGAGAAAUUCGAUUUUGUUGUCCGGCCGGUGAUUGACGGUGAACCGAUGGAUUUCUACGUGCGGAAGCGACCGGGGAUUGACGAACUGUUGGAAGCGUUAGCGUUGAAAUAUGAGGUGGUGGUUUUUACAGCUGCGUUGAAGGAGUAUGCGAGUUUGGUUGUGGACCGGCUGGACCGGAAUGGGUUUAUUUCGCAUCGGCUUUAUAGGGAUUCGUGUAGGAAUGUUGAUGGGAAGCUUGUGAAAGAUUUGGGUUUUGUGGGAAGAGAUUUGAAGAAGGUUGUUAUUGUUGAUGAUAAUCCAGUUUCGUUUUCGAAUCAACCUGCAAAUGCGAUUUUGAUUAAGCCUUUUGUUGAUGAUGCUUGUGAUCGUGAGCUUUGGAAAUUGAGAGGCUUUUUUGAUGGGUGUGAUUGUUUUGAUGAUAUGAGAGAUGCAGUUAAACACUAUGCUGCUGAGAAAGAACGUCGCUCGUGUUCAAAUAUGAUCAAAGGCGUGUCUGGUGUGUGACACCGGUGCUUUAUAGAUUCUUUUGUUUUGUAAGUUCUUGUAUGAAAAUUGUGAAAGAUUGAAGUUGUUGAACAUUGAAUUGUUCAAUUGUUUAGUGAUGAAAGAUAAAA